Argentina anserina (silverweed cinquefoil) is the source of this 851-nucleotide messenger RNA. Its product is annotated as protein PLANT CADMIUM RESISTANCE 2-like. The record is from RefSeq and is a predicted model, not a curated record. Lineage: Eukaryota; Viridiplantae; Streptophyta; Magnoliopsida; Rosales; Rosaceae. The transcript is spliced from 4 exons. The coding region runs from base 68 to 631 and encodes 187 amino acids.
UCAGUCAUUUACAAAGAGUUAAAGAGACUGCAUCCAACCUUUCUCCGAUCUAGUUCUCAUCAUCAUUAUGUCCUCAUCAAAAGCGAAUUCUUACGAGAAGUUCUCAGAUGCUCCUCCGGCGACCGGUAUUCCGGUGAACUCCAGCGACCCCUACUUUAGUCAUCCUGCAGCUCAUCAUGAUCAUCAUCUCCAUGCUACAGCUCCCCAGCCUUGGAAUUCUGGCCUCCUUGACUGCUUCUCCGAUCCUAAGAGCUGCUGCCUAACAUUCUGGUGUCCCUGCGUCACCUUUGGCCAGAUUGCUGAGAUUGUGGAUAAAGGCUCUACAUCUUGUGGUGCAAGUGGAGCACUGUACACAUUGAUAGCUUUUGUGACUGGUUGUACUUGCCUCUAUUCUUGCUUCUACCGCUCCAAAAUGAGGCAGCAGUACACUUUGGACGAGAGCCCCUGUGGUGAUUGUCUGGUUCACUGCUUCUGUGAGCCCUGCGCCUUGUGCCAGGAGUACCGUGAGCUCCAAAGCCGCGGUUUCAACAUGGCCAUCGGAUGGCAUGGAAAUAUGGACAAAAGGAGCCACGAAGUGCCAAUGGGCUCGAUGCCUCCUACGAUGGAGGGAGGCAUGAGUCGUGAUAAAUGAGACCAAGAUUCAUGCCAUAAUUACCGCUUGAAUUAAGUUGUGAAUGUAAUUUUGAUGUACUUGAUUCUUCAAGCAUGUAUAAACGAAUAAAGGAUUUCAUAUUUUGUUGAACCCUCUUCUUCUUUCAAUUAGGAUUGUAAGUCUCGACACUUAUGUCUUUAUUCUUGUCCAAAUGGUAAUGUAUAAAGAAUGCCCGGCUGGUGUCCAAAGGCUUGGUUCC